Molecule: messenger RNA, 960 nt
Organism: Ogataea philodendri
Lineage: Eukaryota; Fungi; Ascomycota; Pichiomycetes; Pichiales; Pichiaceae
Exons: 1
Coding region: 1-960 (319 amino acids)
Biological process (GO): rRNA methylation
Cellular component (GO): mitochondrial matrix
Molecular function (GO): rRNA (adenine-N6,N6-)-dimethyltransferase activity
Source: RefSeq, a predicted model, not a curated record
AUGCCGAAAGCUGGUAAGAAACAGUUUGCAAACAAGCCUGCGCCAACCGGCGACCAGAUGAACAAGGUGUUCAAGUUCAACACCGAUCUAGGACAGCAUAUUUUGAAAAAUCCGCUUAUAGCGCAAGGGAUCGUCGACAAAGCAGAAAUCAGACCGUCUGAUGUGGUGCUGGAAAUCGGUCCUGGUACCGGUAACCUGACGAUGCGGAUUCUGGAAAAAGCACGCAAGGUCAUCGCGUCGGAGGUCGACCCGAAGAUGGCCGCCGAGCUGACAAAGAGAGUCCAUGGAACGCCUUACGAGAAGAAGUUGGAGAUCAUCAUGGGAGAUUUUAUGAAGCUGGACAACCUGCCGUACUUUGACGUCUGUGUUUCGAACACGCCGUACCAAAUUUCGUCUGGUAUUGUUUUCAAGCUUCUGAGCAUGCCUAGACCGCCAAGAAUCGCCGUUUUGAUGUUCCAACGAGAGUUCGCCAUGAACCUGACCGCCCGGCCUGGAGACUCUCUUUAUAAUAGACUGAGUGCCAACGCGCAGAUGUGGGCGAACGUGAAGCACGUGAUGAAGGUGGGUAAGAACAAUUUCCGUCCUCCGCCAAAGGUCGAGUCGUCGGUGGUUAAGGUGGAACCCAAGAACCCACGGCCUAACCUGGAUUAUAACGAAUGGGACGGGCUGCUACGAUUUUGCUUCAACAGAAAAAACAAGACUUUGAACGCUACAUUCAGGAAUAGCAAGAUCCUGGAAAUCCUCGAGACAAACUACAAAGCGUUCCUUGCGGUUCUGAGCGAGCAGAACGGCGAGAUGAUGGUGGAUGCCAAGGCCGACUUUGCUGCUCUCGUGAAAGAGAACGUCACCAAAGUGCUCAACGAAACCGGCUACGGCGAGCAGAGACCAGCCAAAAUGGACCAGACCGACUUCCUCAAACUCCUCUAUGCUUUCCACCAGGUUGGAAUCCAUUUUGCGUAA